CCCGACGCCAAAAAAAUUAGCGGCUGCAACUGAAUCUGCAGAUGCAAAUGGAUAUACUUUCUCGAGCUGGAACCACCGUAUCUCAAUCCUUCUGGUCGCGACAACGAUCGUCGUCGUCGUCCUCCUCAUCCUUCUCGCUAUUCAAGCCCUCCUGCUCUCGAAGGGAGCCCCGACAAGACGGCGACGACCGCGACAAGAAAGGUGAUAAAUUCUCAACAGACUGGGAUAAAGCAUGGUCCAACUUCAAGAAACAGGGGAAGAAAAAUUUAUUUUCAGGGUUCUCGCCCGAUAAGUAUGUGAGUUGGAAUCCAAGACGGUCGGAUUACCCCCUCUCGGAGGAAGUUGAUCCCAUUAAAAGAACAGAGAGAUCGAACCUCAUGUUGUGGACCAGUCCGAGGUUUACACUGGUAGUAGCUAUUUUAAUUGUCACAUUUCUUUUGGUCUAUACUAUUCUUGCACCCGUUAAGUGAAUUCUUAUAACUUCCUUAUAGAGGCUGGAUUUUGUAAUCCUAGCUGUAAGUAAAUUAAUAAGUACUUUUUGUUUCCCCUGUUUAUAUGUAGAGCUGCUUAUCAUGCAGUAAACUGCGACUCGAACCAUAAAACUUGCACCAGUGUAUUCAUGAGCUGCAAUUGCAGCUCUUGUGGUGAGGUGAGAUCUUGUGAUCAAAAGGAUUCUAUUUGGUAAC
Messenger RNA from Rhodamnia argentea, 686 nucleotides. RefSeq lists its product as uncharacterized. Bases 42 to 470 code for a protein of 142 amino acids. The record is from RefSeq and is a predicted model, not a curated record. The transcript has 2 exons. NCBI's taxonomy places the organism in Eukaryota, Viridiplantae, Streptophyta, Magnoliopsida, Myrtales, Myrtaceae.